Molecule: messenger RNA, 1256 nt
Organism: Branchiostoma belcheri (Belcher's lancelet)
Lineage: Eukaryota; Metazoa; Chordata; Leptocardii; Amphioxiformes; Branchiostomatidae
Product: tripartite motif-containing protein 2-like
Exons: 1
Coding region: 244-1221 (325 amino acids)
Molecular function (GO): zinc ion binding
Source: RefSeq, a predicted model, not a curated record
CCAACUCCCCUGGCACGUUAUCUGUCUACUUAGCUAUUUUCUGCUCUUUCCAGCCGCUUUCCGAAGCCUGGUAAAGGCUAUCAGUACACGAGAGCUACUGUUUUGGUCCGACCUAUAAUAUUCUAAUUAAUCCUAGUUAUCAGCCAGAUAUACGCGCGCAUUUGACGGAGUGAUCCAACCGGUACCAGUGCUUCUACUUCCUUCAGUGUGUCCCGAAGGUAGAGAGCCCACUUCAGUGAUAAAAUGUGGCCGUACUUUUCAGCCGAGGACACCGAUUCCUCGUACAGUGACGACGAGUCGGUCUGCGGGAUCUGUCAGCAGACUCUGCGGGCACCCAGGACGCUGUCCUGCCGACAUGUCUUCUGUGGAGCCUGCCUGGAUGGCCUGGAGAGUAAGCAAUCGGCGCCGCUGAAAUGUCCGAUCUGUGAAUCCCCCGCCAAGCAGUCAGCUGUAAGCUACAUUGUUCGGCAACCCGGGAAGCCGGUUGUCGGCCCGAGCCUUGUCCAGGCCCGCCGGAAAAGUUUGCCAAAGUGCUCGGAACAUCCUAAAAAGCGGCUGGCCCUGCAUUGUAAGCAGUGUGAAGUUGUCAUCUGCAAGCACUGUUUGGAGGGAUCGCACAAGGGACACAAAACGUUAUCAUUACUAGACCUGAGGUCGACGGAAAACCUGCAGGCAAGACUUGGGAAGCGAGUGGAUUCAAAACAAAGAACCGAAGACUUUCUGAGGAACCUGGAAACUGUGGAAAAAUCCGUGACAGAAAACCAUCUCCAAACUAAGCAGAGCAUCAAUGAUCAGUACGAGCUGUGGAGCAAGAAGCUGGUCGAGCGACGAGAUUUUCUUCUCCGAGAGGUGGACGACAAUCUGGAGCACAACAUGGCGGCUAUCGCCAGGGAAAGAGAGAUCGCACAGAAUCAGCUGGAGGAGCUCAACAAGAUUCAAGCCAUCAACGGAAAGGAGAAGAAACUCGCAGACAAAAGCAGAAGCAACAUGGCCAUCCCCGUUCUCCUACAGCCUUCCACUACAAGGUUUGAAGCCAGUGACCCUGAUCCCGAGGUUUUCAACAUCGGGCAUGUGAUAAUCCAUCGGCGGGACCAAGAAGUUGAAGAUGGGGAUAAGGAAAGUAACAAUUACGAUGAAGACGACGACCUCGGGUAUGGAUGCUUCGAUUCCAUCAGCAAAAAAAUACCAAAUUUCAUUAAUUGGUCUAGUUUAAAUGAUUAAAUUUAUACAGUCAUUGCAUUAUGCAUUUUUAUCGG